Xyrauchen texanus (razorback sucker) is the source of this 2367-nucleotide messenger RNA. RefSeq names its product mRNA decay activator protein ZFP36L1-like. Bases 71 to 1264 code for a protein of 397 amino acids. The transcript is spliced from 2 exons. The record is from RefSeq and is a predicted model, not a curated record. Gene Ontology annotation, molecular function: mRNA binding; metal ion binding. NCBI's taxonomy places the organism in Eukaryota, Metazoa, Chordata, Actinopteri, Cypriniformes, Catostomidae.
GGAGUUCACCAAAACUAAGGAGUUGAGGUGGAUCACUGGGUAAAAGCUAGUUAGUCAGUCAAGCAGGACUAUGCCGUCCUACGCCCUGAAACAUUUUAUUGACCUGGAUGAUAUCCUGUGCAAGCAUCUUUUAAACCUUGAUCUCCGAGAGCCAGCCGAGACCUCUGCACAUGUAGCUGUUGGAAAUGGAAAGCCUGACAGUCCCUGCACACUUUCCUCCACUGGUUCAGGACUUUCUCUAGACAGCAUGGAUAGUGGCUCCAUGAACCCAAGCUACUGGGGGCCCCAGAAAGUAUCAUCUCAGUCAAAGUGGUGCAAGAUGCCCUUCUGGUCAGAGCGCUCCGUUAGCAUGGUGGAGGAAAACACUGGAAGUUUGGGCUGGUUGUCUGCAGAACCCAAUAAUUUUCAGCAUCCUUCAGUCCAGUCCGGUACCGGGUCUCUUUCCGGCUCUACAUCUUCCAUUUCAUCCACCUCAUCUCGCUACAAAACAGAGUUAUGCCGCACAUUUGCCGAAAGAGGGGUGUGCAAAUAUGGUGGUAAGUGUCAGUUUGCCCAUGGGGCCGAAGAGCUGCGAGAUCUUAACCGCCAUCCCAAAUACAAGACUGAACCUUGCCGCACUUUCCACUCCAUUGGCUUCUGCCCCUACGGCAUCCGCUGCCACUUUGUGCACAACACUGAAGAAGAUCUUGCAGAUGCCCGACCCCAGACCUCCAAUCCAACUGUCCAGCGACCUCCGCUCCUCAAACAGAGCUUCAGCUUCUCUGGGUUUCCUACAACUCUACAGUCUCUAGAAACCCCUCUUUCUACUUCCUCGUUCUUCUGUGCUCCCUCUGCAUCAACUCCAACCCCCACUGCCAUUUCUGACCUUCUCUCCCUGGCCUUCCCAGACAUUGAUCCAAGCAUUCUUCUGGACCAGGCCCGGGAGUUCCAUCCACAGUUUUUGCCCUCACCAGACUCUGGGUACUCUCACUCCGGAUUGACUCCCACUUUGUCACCCACCCAGCUCAUUCCCUCCCAGGCUGAGGGCUGCCUGAGGCAGAGCCCCACUGGUGGGGCAUCUCUAGGCCUCAGGAGUCUAUCCCACACCUCCCUCUCAGACCAUGAGGGUGGCAGCUGCAGCUCAUCCAGUAGUAUGAGUGGUUUUGAAUGUUCCAAUGGACUUGAAGCCAGUGGGCGAAGACUCCCCAUCUUCAGCCAGCUUUCAGUACCUGAUGAUGGCAUCUACAGUGAGGGCAGCAACUCUGGCACAAGCUUCUUCCUGUAGACUUUGUUGCUCCUCAUGGGGACUGAACUGUAUACUGUGGUAUACCUACUGUAUUAUGUGGCCAAUACUUUACAUUUUAGUUAAGCUCAGAGUGAGACAUGCUGUUUGAGAGAACUGAAUUUUGAAAUGAUUCUUUAAGUGGGGUUUGAUUGUGCUUUUAAGUGAACCAAUCACCAAGUUUUAUUUUUUAGUUGACUGCUGCAGAAAAGAAAACGGUAACCUGGAAAGGUACCGUCACACAGAUGUUUUGAGUAAAAGAUGCAGGUGGUAAAACUUUUAAGAUGCAUUUAGCAAUCUGCUAAUUACAAAAGAUUAUUGUACCAAAAUAGCUAAAGAGUAUAUGACCCAGUCUUGUAAAGGGUUUUCAAUAUUUGAGAUGGCCAGUAUUCCUUCUACACAGAGACUAAACUUUCUGAUGUUGUUAGAACUGAGUUUAAGUGAUGUUUGUCAGCAUUAUCAUUUUGAGAUGUUCUUGCUACUUUUGAGGUCAGUGUUUGGUUUGUUCCCAGAUUUACUCGCCUUAACUUUGAAUAUUUCGAAGCAGGCCUCUGGAAGUGCACAGUUGAAGCUCUAUUUGGAAUAAGUUGCCUUCUGAUAAUGUUGCGUAGUUUUGGUAUAGCUGUUGAGGUUUAUUGUAAGUUUAGGCAAAUCCAAUGAUUACUUAAUGAGACAUUAGUGGCCUUGUGGCCAUUAGUGGUUUUGUUUAGUCCUUUUUUUUUAAUAGUUCGUUCUGAUGGGUCCCUUUUUGCAUCUAAUUGUCUGCAAUGCUCCUGUUGGGUUUCAUGAUGGAGAGUUUCAAGUAACUUAAAGUUCUUCUUUUUUUUCUCUCUCUCUUUGUAAUUUAUUUUAUUGUAUUUAUAGAGAACGUGUUUUUGAUUAACAUUUGUAUCAAGUUUAAUAUAUUGAUUUUUCUCCCUGCUACCCCUCUCAUUUUGUACUGAAAUUAAACUUUGUUAAUGAACAUCUUUGUGGUUCUAUUUUUUUCUUCAUUUAUGGGUUUAAUUAUGAUUUCAAAAUAACUAGCGGAUUUCCAAAACAUGUGCUAUAUUCUAGCAAAGAAAUUAAGUUUAAUAAAUGACACCUUCUGUUUGAUGAAAGCAAAC